Molecule: messenger RNA, 953 nt
Organism: Mus musculus (house mouse)
Lineage: Eukaryota; Metazoa; Chordata; Mammalia; Rodentia; Muridae
Gene: Rtl8c
Product: retrotransposon Gag like 8C
Exons: 2
Coding region: 125-463 (112 amino acids)
Source: RefSeq, marked validated
GAAGUGACAAGCUGCGUGCUCAGCUGACGCAGCAAAGAGAAGCAGACCCUUAGAAGAGCGCCCCCCCGACCAGGCAGAGAUCCAGUCCACUUAUUGACAAGCCAAGCAAGGAGACCUCGCCGCCAUGGACCGCCGGAUUAAGUUGAUUAUGGCCCUCAUGGCCUGGCCCGAGCUGCGUAAAGGCCGUUGGCAGAACCCCAUCCCAUUUCCUGAGCUGUUUGAUGGCGAGAUGGAGAAGCUCCCGGAGUUCAUCGUGCAGACCCUGUCCUACAUGUUAGUAGAUGAGAAGACCUUCGACACCGACAAACGCAAGGUGAUGUUCCUCAUCACCCGCCUCAAGGGCCGGGCCCUGCAGUGGGCUAUGCGCUAUCUCCAGACAGACAGCCCCAUGCUCAACAAUUACUCCGGCUUCCUGAAUGAGAUGAAGGAGGAGUUCGGGUGGGAGGAGGAUGAGGACUUCUAGGCCUCUGGCAAGCCUGGCCUGGGGCAGGGGCUACAAGAGGCUACAAGAUGAGCUCCUGUCGUUUAGUGGGCAGAUCACUCGCCGCCAGAGCAUUUCAUUACCUCCUACCCAGUGGACAGUCUGCAAGCUUCUGCCCAUAAGGCCUGCGCUGAUGCUGCCAUUUCAAGCCCCUGCACAACCCAUAUGUGGACUGGCUGCUGCCCUUAACUGACCCGGACUCACCUGGGAGGUACCUGGGCUGCCCACGGCCCAUGGACAUUGAUUCACCUUCAGCGGGACCCUUCCCCUCCCUGCUCCCAGAAACCUGCUGUCUCCCAUUUUGUCUUGUGGACUAGCUGGUUUUCCUGAGAAACCAGCUUGCAGCUCUUUCUCUGAUGUGUAUGCCUUUUCCAACACAGUAGCCCCUGUGCUCUUUCCUUCUUGUCUGCUCUACCUGUACAGAAGCCUUUUCCUCACGUUGAAUAAACAUCAGAUGCUAUUUAAAAGGAAA